GAAGUACGAGACAUGGCCGAAGAGUCUCUUCCUACCAAGCAAUUGGGGCUCUGCAGACAUGGUUUUCUCGAUUCUUAUUAACAGGUGAUUGCUUUUAGGGACGGAUUCUUCGGGAGAAUUCGAAGCCUACUCGAUGGACAAGUACGAGAAAGUAGAGAAGAUUGGGGAAGGAACUUAUGGCGUGGUUUACAAGGCUCGUGAUCGUCUCACCAAUGAAACCAUAGCUUUGAAGAAGAUUCGGUUGGAGCAGGAAGAUGAGGGCGUCCCAAGCACUGCCAUUAGAGAAAUUUCUCUCUUGAAAGAAAUGCAGCAUGCCAACAUUGUCAGGUUACAGGAUGUUGUGCAUAGUGAGAAGCGCUUGUAUCUGGUGUUUGAGUACCUGGACUUGGAUUUGAAGAAGUAUAUGGAUUCUUCUCCUGAAUUUGCAAAGGAUCCUCGCCAGAUAAAAAAAAUGCUCUGCUUGGAUCCGAGCAAAAGGAUUAUGGCAAGGGGUGCUCUUGAGCAUGAAUACUUCAAAGAUAUUCCAUUUGUUCCCCGAGUCAUUUCUUCCCAUUGUGGCAGUGUGUGUACUAUCGUUGAGCAUAUCCUGUUAACUUGGUUUGCAAGUUAAUUAUGUUGCUCUUAUGCUUUUUGUCGCUCAACUUUCUCACACGCAGUUCUCAUUAUAUUGAUUUGGCUAUCAGCAGACUGUAUCAUCAAUUUCCCCUUGUUUUGUGUUUUUUGUUCUUAUUUAUUUCUUUAUGUUUUCUGUCACGCUUUUACCUCUUCUUAGUUUAUGGUAUACAAGUUUUUCUAGAUUGCUUGUAAUUGGCAGUACAUGCCCUAUGAGAAACAAUUUUUCUU
Rosa chinensis is the source of this 843-nucleotide messenger RNA. RefSeq names its product cell division control protein 2 homolog. The transcript has 4 exons. Lineage: Eukaryota; Viridiplantae; Streptophyta; Magnoliopsida; Rosales; Rosaceae. The coding region runs from base 134 to 610 and encodes 158 amino acids. Gene Ontology annotation, cellular component: nucleus; cyclin-dependent protein kinase holoenzyme complex; cytoplasm. The record is from RefSeq and is a predicted model, not a curated record. Gene Ontology annotation, biological process: regulation of gene expression; G1/S transition of mitotic cell cycle; regulation of meiotic cell cycle. Gene Ontology annotation, molecular function: cyclin binding; ATP binding; cyclin-dependent protein serine/threonine kinase activity.